Sycon ciliatum is the source of this 5499-nucleotide messenger RNA. RefSeq lists its product as uncharacterized. The transcript has 9 exons. Gene Ontology annotation, molecular function: microtubule plus-end binding. Gene Ontology annotation, biological process: cytoplasmic microtubule organization. The record is from RefSeq and is a predicted model, not a curated record. Gene Ontology annotation, cellular component: microtubule plus-end; nucleus; cytoplasm. Lineage: Eukaryota; Metazoa; Porifera; Calcarea; Leucosolenida; Sycettidae. The coding region runs from base 171 to 5039 and encodes 1622 amino acids.
CCAAGUCACGCCAUUCCGAAACAAUUAUCUUCACGUUUUGAAGGAGGAUAUCCAGAAACAUGAAAAGGGAUACUAGAGAAAAGCCUUUGUACUGUUCGUAGCCGUUAUUAUUGCCAGUAGAAAAGUAAAUAGUAAGUGAGAUAGUGUCUGCCUGGACGUACUUGUACAGUAUGGAUCAUUGUCCAGUCUGUAGCGAGAAAUUGUCGGAUGGGAGCGACCUGCUGGAGCAUUUCAGAAGCAGCUGCAAAUCGUCCGGCUACCGGCACACAAGUAGCAUUUCGCGAACACACGGCACAUCUACAACAUGUAGUAGCGAACCACUAGCCCAUGCUGGAGCAUCGGCAAGUAAACAGAGUGUCAAUGUGAUCUUCAAGUGGCUUCCUCAUCGUUCUGUUUCUGACAGAAAUGUUCACUUGUUUGGAGAUAAGUCCUUGAAUCGGGGCAAUCCUCUGCGCCUGGACGCGGGAGCAUCUGGAAAUUUCUCCUCUAUGAAAAUCCCCGUGGAUGUUGGCGAGUAUAGCAGCUGUCAGCUGGCGCUGGAAGAGGGAGACAUGUUGGCCUUGCAAUCAUUCCUAGUUACAGAGAGGACGACUGUCGUUUACCUCUUCACUGAGAACAAGUUUGAUUUGCUGCCAAGCCAGUCCUUGCUUUCAGGUAUGCAUCAGAGCAACCCCCUAUCGGCCUACGCACAACAUUCUGAUAGCAGUGAUGGGGAAUUGUCUAGCACAGCUGCCUCUGGCCAUAGAGCUCCUGCUCUUCCUCAUCACAAUGCCGGUGGUGUUGCCGGAAUUGAUGAUGAUUCUGAUGCUGAUCGAUUUUACAGUGCGGUGGGUGGUAUUUCAGACGACCUUGAUCCCAGAGGUCAAGACUCCUUGGUGCGUCGACGGCCCGACGGGGCUGCCACAGCAAGCUCUGAAGCUUCAUCAACUCCGGCAAGUUCUACUCUCUACCGGGAGCUGCUUCUCCAUCAAAUCGGCCAGGAUGACAGUCUUAUCAGCAGGCAAGUUCUCCAUGAAUCAGAAAGGACCCAUGCACACCGCGAGGAGGAGGAAUCUCACACCCAACCGCAAGCAGUAGUGCCCUCUGCACGCACGGCUUCUCCAGCUUCAGUUACUUCUUCUGUUAGCACUGCUGGCACUGCUAACACUGCGGGAAAUGGAAGAACUGGAAGAAGUAGAAUGGCGAUGCGUGCUCGUCAUGGUGACACAGCACCUGUGCCCAUUGCAUCUACUACUCACCAGCUCUUCACUCCUCUUGGAGAUAGCCGUCCGCUAUCGAGUUCGCUGGGAAACCUCCGGCGUGGAACAGCUCCUCUGUCAAACCAGUCCUCCGUAGAAGUUGGCAGCCACGAGCCUGUCACAAGCAGAUCCAGCAUCUUGCCACGGGUAACGCAAGGACCCACACUUGCCGCAGCAUGGUCCUCACCACGUCAAGGUUCUGAGCCGGGCACUGGGUCUGCAUCAGAUCAGCAGCUUGGUCAAGCCACAGCCACCACACAUGCAUCAGAAGCUGUGGCAGGAUCUCUUCCACAUGCAACAACCAGGAGUGCUACAUCUGGUGGUAGACAGACGUUUGUGAUCAGUGAUAUCCGUGUGUUGAGAGAUGCAUCUGCCCUGCCAUCAUCAGAUCGCCGCCAGCAAUCACAACAACAACAGCAGCAGCGACCAAACAGUGCACCAGUUAGGCGAAAAGCACCCGUUGAUCAAACUGAGAGUUACUUGUGGCGGCCAAAUGAUUUCAAACCACCUACCACAGAUAUGAUGAGUGGGAAUGGAGAGACCACUACUAGUAGAGCCACUGGUGCCGCUGCUACUGCUGCUGCUGGGGAAGGAGUAGAGACUGCUGCUACUGCUGCUGCUGCUGGGGAAGGAGUAGAGACUCCCCUCUCAAUCGGAGUGUUUACUUCUUCGCCUGGAAGUUCAAGCCGUCCCAUUGCCGCAGGCAGUAUAUCGACUAUUGCACCCGGUGCAAUUCCCUUCAAGCCACCCCAGACACAAGCUGGCCAUGUUGGCAGUCCUGAUGCACAUGCCGCUGGUAUCCAUUCAAGUCUGGGGCAGGCAGCAUCACUUCUCACGCCCGGAGCUCUCUACGAGAGUGUUACCAACAGCAGUACUGCGCCAACGAUGGCACUACCCAGAACUUUGCAGAAUCCAGGGCCAAGAAAGACAGCCACAGAGACAAGUACAUCAAUUCAGGACUCACCAAUACAGGUGAACACUGGCCAAACUCAGAGUAUAACUUCUGAACAGCAGCAGCAGCACCAGCAGAGGCGCCAUCAGGGUCAUCAGCAGCGUCGGCAACAGCAGAGACCAUGUGACAGCAGUGAGAGUGAUGAGAGUGAUGGAAGUACACGUUCUGCUGCUUCGUCCUUUGGAUCGCUGUCCGAUGUUCAGGCUUCUGAGUAUGGCAGUCAAGCGAACUCUGGAAAUGAGAGCCUGGAGUUGUCUGAUCCUUCAGACAUGGAUGACAACGACAACAGAGGUGCUGCAGCUAGUGCUGGCCCAGGCAAAUCCAAAGCUCCGGGCAUGAAACAGAGAUCAGUGGAACCGCAUGCACUAGAUAUGGUGGCAGCCAGCCAUGCCGCAGCUGUUGCUGUAGUUGCUACAUCUACUCCCGGCGGUGUGAUGGCCAUGCAGUCAGGCAGCCACAUGCAGUCAGGCAGCCACAUGCAGUCAGGCAGCCACAUGCAGUCAGGCAGCCACAUGCAGUCAGGCAGCCACAUGCAGUCAGGCAGCCACAUGCAGUCAGGCAGCCACAUGCAGUCAGGCAGCCACAUGCAUCAACCCCACUCGCAGCAGCAGCAGCCAGAUGAAGAAUUCAGUAACGAUGAGAAUGAGCGGCUGAACGAAAUAGAAUCCUUGAAAUCUCCAGCUGCUACCCAGGCCGUGGCGGCGCAAGACAGACACGAUGAUGGAGAGCAGCAAGACAGACACAAUGAUGGAGAGCAGCAGCCCAACACUGAGCUACAACAACGUUGCGAACUUCUCGAGCAGAACAUGGUACGUCAGAGGGCACAUCUUGAGAGUCAAAUUCGACGUCGUGACGAGACCAUUGAACAGCUGCAGAGUCAGCUUACCCAGCGUGAUACAGGAGCAGCAGAAGUAACACAGCUUCAAUCCUCCAACCAGCAACUUCAACAGACACUGCAAGCAAACGAAGAGGAGAAAGCACAGCUGCGCAAUGCAUUGGACGCAGCGGCAACUAGAAUAAAGAGGUUGGAGAAUGAAACAGCUUUGCACAAGGAAACUGAACAGCUUCAAGUACUGCAGUUGGAAGAGCUUCACACAGAGCUGCAAAAUUCCAAAAAGAUUGUACAGGCGGCAAUGCAGCUACAGGAGACGUGCCAGCAACAGGGCGAGGAAUUGAAGUUGGCCAAAGCCGACAGAGAUGUUUUGGUCCAGCAGAACAGAGAGCUCAUCGCCUCUAGUCGCCAGCAGUCGGUCAGAAGUGAAGCCUUGGAGAAAGAACUGUCUCAACAGCAGGAGGCCAACAUACGAAUGAGCCAGGAAAUAUCUGCCAAGGAGCACCGACUGGAGGAAGAGAUUGCAGCAAUGCGGACACAACGCGAGCAGGGUGCUGCAGAAGUCAACGCAUACAAGACAGAGAUUGGGCAGAUCAGAACUGAACUACACAAAUUCCAGGAGGCAUAUCAAGGGAGAGAGGCAAUGUUCACGCAGAAGCUGGCAGAGUCACAGCAUCACCUUCAGACUGCCUUGCAAGAGGUUGCAGAACGGGAUGCUUUGCUAUUGAAGCAGAACGGUGAGGUUGUCCCAGCUGCACAGAAGACGAUAGCCGAGGAAUGCAACGCACUGCGCAAUAACAAUGCCGCACUACAAGGCGAGUUGGCACGAGUUCACAGAGAGCGAGACCAUGAAGUCGCCAAGCUGCGAAAAGACAUCGCUGAUCUCCUACGUCAAAGCCGAGAAAACGGAAUGGAAACGCAUUCCAGGCAAGCGCUCGGUUCGUCUGACCAUGGCCAACAAGCAGGAGAGAGAUUUGUUUACAUGGAACAUCAAGUUCAAGUGCUUGAAGAUAAUUUGAAGAAAGCCAUCCACGAUAAAGACAAGAUGAAAAAGGCUGCUGAAAAAUACAGACGAGAAAGGGAGCACUACAAGCAAAGGGUGGCCGAGCUAAGCUCUCGUCUGCAAGUAAACGUAUCUCCACUUCAAACCAGUGGCCUGGGUACUCCAAUGUCUUCGCAGCAAACAACACCGCAGUCGGUGCCACUCCCAGCUACGGGCACCGAUGGUGUGAGUCAGGAUAGCUUGGCAGGCCACCGACAAGACGACGCACAGCACCGAGUCACAACGUCACAGCACUAUUCACCAGCGGUGGUAUCCAGUAGUCCCAACAAGCAACCACAUCAGCAGGCUAGAGGAAGGGUGGCGAGCACCAGGACAACACCAAAGUCAAUGGCCACAUCUCAAUCAAGUGCAGGUCCAAUGCUAGCGACGCGUCCAGCGUCAGAGUUUGUUUCCCCGACCGGGCACGCACCUCUGGACAUGGACGCAUACCAAGCAACGCAUGCACUGCACCAGCACCAGCAGCACGUGCCGAUCAGCUUGGCUCCGGCGGACCAUCCAUCCGCUUCAUCACGAAGCCGAUCCCUACACCGCUCACAGUCUCAGAAAGCUGACAGCCAGCGAGCAGAUCCGGACGGACGUAGUCACUCCAGUCGCCGUCAUGUUCGAUCUGCAUCAGCUGAUAAUGCCCGCUACAUGCCGGACCCACGCCCGGCCACUCACCUGCCACUUACUGGACACGUGUCGCCGGGUAGUCAGCCACUUCAGUAUGCAGUGCGUGUGUCUGUUGGGGAUCCAGUCAUCGUCAAGCGCACCAACAAUGAGAGGCACUUUGGCUUUGUGCGCUAUAUUGGACCACUGCACGGUACUGACGGAGAAGCAGACUAUUACGGCGUGGAACUGUCACAUCCACAUGGCAAGAAUAAUGGCACACACAGAGGUCGCUCCUAUUUUCAAUGCGAACCCAAGCACGGUGUAUUCGUACCACAGAGCCGCAUCGAGCCAGUUGGAUCGUAAUACAUGUCUCCUGCAGCUCGCUCAACGCACAAUGUAUCCAUGCCGCCGCGUUGCACCAAACUAAUUCUGGUGCUAUGGCUUUCCUGUGGAGAGGCCGCCCAGUUUGCCUCAUCUGUCUAGCCUAUUCAUUACUGCGAGCUGUGUUUCUUUACAUCCUUUCAUUCUGUUAUUACCUUAGAAUAUGGAAUUCACACAGUGCUGUAAGGCUAUAGCUCUGAGUAUCUUGUUAUCUGAAGAGAUUAGUACCAUUAGCUUAGUACCAUUAUACCAAUAUACCAUUAUACCAAUAUACGAGUUUGUUUGAUGAUAUGCGCAAUUAUUAUGUUGUCCAUACAAGAGGCUUUUUCACCAUUAGAUCAAAAGAGGUAGCAUUAUUCGACCGCUAGUAUUUAGAAUUUUAUACUUCGAAUUGUAUGAGAGGAAUAUAUUCUACACCUGAUGAGUUUUGAAUGGAUUUUUU